CUUAGCCCUUGACGAACAAAAAGAACUUGAACCAACAAAAACAGUGUCAAAAUGCAAAGUUCGCCCUACUUGCUUGCUCGCUAACGGGUUACCAGAUCAACGCAGUCGCUGUGAAGCCAUGGCCCAGAAUAUAUUUAAAGAGAUAGAGAAGGGCAACUUGGCGGGACUCAAGCGCUGCAUUUCGUUAUACUCCACAUGCACUACCGCCAAGAACCCCGUGUCGGGUGCGACGCCGCUCCACCUCGCGGCUGCGGCGGGUCUCCCAGCGUUUGUGAGGGAGCUUCUCCUGCACGGCGCACCUCAUGACGUCAUGGACAACUCGGGCAACGUGCCCCUGCACCUGGCAGCAGAGCAGGGAUCUGUGGAAAGCGUUGUGGAGCUCCUCACUGGGCCGGGCCGGAAGCUGAUGGUCAAGCAGAAGAACCGCGACGGCCAGACUCCGCUUCACUUGGCAGUCCGCAACAGCCACAUUGAGGUCGUUGCGAAGCUGAUUGACGCCGGAGCACGGACCGAUGCCAAGGACAAGGCGGGCAACACUCCCCUCGAGCUGGUGGACGGUCAGAACGAGGGGAUGCUUGAGCUGCUGCUUGCCGUGCCCACCAGCAGCGGCCCCGCGGGCGGGGGUGGGGGCGGGAACACUCCCCUGAAUGCGUCGGCCACAAUUCGAGCAUCCACAGACACGCCCCUCAGCGCCUAUCGUAACGCGCCCGGCGGAGGCACCACGCCCGCACCCCGAGGUGUGGCGGGCACACCGUCGUCUGCACGGCCCACGUCUGCAGUGGGCGCCGGAGCACGGACGCCGCUGGCUGGCAGCGGCACGCCGGCUGCAGGGGCCAGGAGCGCGCUACCGCGCACGUCAGUCCAUGUUGGCGCUGGCCAGCUGACGCCUGGGGCCGGUGCCGGAGCAGCUGGCAGCGGCACAGGGGCGCCCACGACCGGCCCCACGGUGGCGAUGCAGCUGCAGAAGCACGACCACGCCAUUCAAGAGCUGCAGAGCGACAUGCGGGCAGCGACGGAACGGCUGGGUGCAGUGGAUGCUACAGCGCAUGCACAGAUUGAGUCUGCCGCGCAGCUGGAGCGAGCGCUGGAGCUGACGGGCAAGCACAACCGUGCGCUAUCCGAGCUGGAGGAGCGGGUGGGCUUCGCGGAGGAGCGCGGAAAGGACACCCGCGGCCGACUGGAGCGUCUGGAGGACGGCGAGCGCUCGCUGCAGGAAACGGCGGGGCGGCUGUCGUCGGAUCAGCGGGGUUUGGGCGCACAGCUGCGGGAGCUCUCGGAGCAGGUGGUGCUGCUCAGCAGCAGCGCGGCACGCACCGUCGCUUCAGACUCCUCCGCCACCAGCCACGCCAACCACGCGCUGCACACGGAGCUGGCAUCGCUGCGGGCGCAGGUGGACCAGCUGGCUCCCGCGCUGGCGGUGGCGACCGCGGCCAGCGCCGAGGCUCGCGCCGUGUCCAGCCGGCUGGAUGCGGUGCAGCAGCAGCAUGCGGCUGGCGGCAGCAUUGUGCUGGAGCAGCAGGUGGUGCAGCUGCAGGCGCAGGUCCAGCUGUUGCAGCUGCCGGUGGCGACGCUGACGCAGCAGUGCGCGGAGCUGUCCUCCAAGCUUGCGGGCCUGUCUGAGUGGCAGCACCAGGCGCAGGCAGAGCUGGCUCGGCUAGCAGCUGCGCCGGCACGCACCAGCGACGCGCCGAACGGCGAGGGGCUAUCAGACACGCUUACGACAGUGCUGGGCACCACCUCGGCUGCGCUGGCGGAGCUCAAGCAGCAGCAAGACGCGACGGCACGGCAAGUGGCCGCACUGCUGCAGAUGCAGGCCGGGUUGCAGGCGUCGCCCGGAUCCCCUGGGCCCGGCACGCCCACUCCGGCCGUGCCAUCCACUCCGAACGGCGGAGCAGGGCGCAGCAGCCUUGGAGGCACAGGGACGCCUCUGGGCGGCCUGGGGUCCUACACGCCGCAGCAGCCGGGCGAUUUGCGGGCGGAGGUGGAGGCGCUUAGAGCGCUGCUAGGGGAUCUGAAGAAGGACAUGGCCACCGAGGGCGGUAGCAUCCGCCGCGAGUGGCAGCGCGCGUUCAGCGACAUGCAGUCGCGCUACGGCGAGCAGGCGAACGAGCUGCGGGCGCGCGAGCAGAACAUUGCGAAGCUCAGGGAGGCCGCGCUAGUGGAGGAGGCUGAGCGGCGCGCGCAAGCGAGCUAUGAGGACAAGUACCUGAAGCGGCUGACCAAGCUGGAGACCGGUAUGGAGUACAUGACGCACCGGAUGGAGGUGUUGGAGGAGCAGCUGUCCGGGCUCAGCGCCACCGUCAACGGCGGCCUCAGCCCCUCGGCAGCAGUAUCGCCGUCGCGCGCGCACGGGCCCGGGGCUGCAGCGGCCGCUGGCGCGCGGUCCACACCGCGCAGCGGCGCCGGCCCGGUCUCGGAGCACAGCUUCGCGACGCCAGUUUCGCAAGUGACGUCAGCGGCGGCAGCCAGCCUGCUCUCAUCGCUGGCAGCGACGCCGCUGGCGGGCGUGAGCAAGGCCCAGCCGGCAACACGUGUGGCAGCGGACCUUGCGGCGCUAGGCGCAGCUCAGCCCAGCGGAAUAGUCAACAAGGAGGCGGCGCCGGCAACGGGCGGCCUGCUGUGGAAGGGGGCGCUCUUCGCGGUCAGCUCGCCGAGCAAGGCCAGCGCUGGCGGGAGAACGUUGGUGCAGCAGCCGCUGCCAGAGCCGCAGCAGGGCCAGCAGGUGGGGUGCAGCGGCAACGACGGUGGGCAGGAGCCAUGGUGGCGCCCUGCACAUGAGCAACAGGAGCAGGGUGCGACAUGGCCCCCCCACCCGCAACAGCAACACCCGCCGACCGCUUACGGGCAAUGCCGGCUCGGGGUGGUGGCGCCGGCAUUAGCCAUGGCGGCUGCUGUGUCUGCAGCGGGCCCGUCGCAGCAGGCCGCGUCAGCAGGCCAGUGGCAUGGGGCCCAGCUCGUGCAGCAGCAGCCGUGUGCACCCAUGCGCGUUCACCAGGGCCAACAGCACGGUGCCUCUGCCCUACCGGUGCUGUCGCCUGGAGCAGCUGACCCGGCCAGUGUGGCAGCAGCCUCGCCGCAGCUUCAGAUGCUGCCUGUGCACGCCCAGUCGGUACUGGCGCCCAGCAUGGACAUACAGCGGCUCGCGGCCGCGGCCCACCUCCAGCAGCAGUUGCAGCAGUUGCAGCAAUUGCAACUGCAACACCAGCAGAAGGGUGGGAUGCACACCGCAGCGGGCACCGCUGGCGCUGAAGCUGGAAGCGCGCCGGCGCCUGCUGCAGCAGGGUCGGGGCAAUGCGAUGGCAUCAAAGCACGCCCCCGGGAGCCACCCGCGUGCUUGAAUUGCACCGUGCAGUAGAGGACAAGGUGGCCAGUCUGGCCAUUGAGACGUCCUUAUGCAUUCCCGCUGCUUUUCGUGCGGAAGGGGUGCCGCAUAAUGUGUGCGCAUCCAAUUGCGGCGCAUCGCUAGGGUUUGACUCGAAGGACUAAGGUUCGAGGGAAGGCUCUAAUUAGGUGGUAUUUAGCUGACACCCUUGCGCAUGCAUUGCAUCAUGCAACUUCUGGUUCAGUGAAAGUUGGUACACGGACAGGCGUGCGAGGUCACGCUUCUGGAAAGAUUGGAUUUGUUUCCGCUGCCUCUGCAGUACUGCAUAUGGCGGUAGAACUACGUCACCGCAUGAUAUAUCGAUAAGUUGCGCGUGGGGGCCGUGCGUCGAGCCGAGAUCAAAGACGGGAGAGUCGUUCCACUCGUUCGGCAUGGAGCCCGUUAACGUGUGCACAGGUGCUGCUGUUAAUUAUAUAUAUGACAUGUUCUUCUUUGAUACCGCACAGACGCUAGCUAAGCCGGGCCUUUGCCUUGGGUGAUUGUGACACUUUGCUCUUGAGGACAACGUCUCUUGAGGUCGUCGUAUUAUUAUUGUGUGAUAGUAUCUUAUGAUAUGCAAAGUAUUUUGUCACACUGCGCGUUGCUGCGAUUGCGUCUUUCGUUGGGCGGGCUCCAGCUUACUCGGAGG
Messenger RNA from Chlamydomonas reinhardtii, 4010 nucleotides. RefSeq lists its product as uncharacterized. Gene Ontology annotation, molecular function: protein binding. The transcript has 13 exons. Lineage: Eukaryota; Viridiplantae; Chlorophyta; Chlorophyceae; Chlamydomonadales; Chlamydomonadaceae. Bases 407 to 3355 code for a protein of 982 amino acids. The record is from RefSeq and is a predicted model, not a curated record.